This is a messenger RNA of Bicyclus anynana (squinting bush brown), 2276 nucleotides long. RefSeq names its product probable tubulin polyglutamylase ttll-15 (gene TTLL15). Bases 142 to 1719 code for a protein of 525 amino acids. Gene Ontology annotation, biological process: protein modification process. Lineage: Eukaryota; Metazoa; Arthropoda; Insecta; Lepidoptera; Nymphalidae. The record is from RefSeq and is a predicted model, not a curated record. The transcript is spliced from 7 exons.
CAACAUCAAUCCGUUCAUUCUCAUAACGUAUGUGAAGUUCUGCGGAUAUGCAUUUACGUAUAAGAAAAUAAAUAAAUUCUAGUCAUUAUUUUAUUAUUUUAUAGUGUUUUUUAAUGUUAAACAAUUCUUACAUUGUUUAUAAUGAAAGAAGAACAAAGUAUUGAUACUAUUAAGACCAAACAAUCGCUGGAUACCAACGAAAAUGUCUCCGAUAUAAAUGACGAACAGGAAAAUAUCACGAGGAUAACAAACCAAUCUAUUAGAAAGGACAUAAAUGUUAAUAUAUUUCUACUAAUAUGUGUAAUUGGUGUAUCUUUGGCCAUAUUGUUGGAAAUAAUAAAUGUACAAAAUAGAUCAGCUGUUUACAAAGAUAAUGUAGCGAACAGAAGGUCCUAUUGGGUGUAUUCUGCCUACAGUGACGUGGAAAACAAAAAUGGCCUCCUCAAACAUGUUCAUCUGGUCUUAGAGAGGUUAGGAUAUGAGAAGAGCACGAACAAAACGCCCUGGACCCUACUGUGGUCACACGAUUACCCUUUCAGAGUUCUAUAUCCAAAUUUGCAUAGAUUAAAAACUUAUCAGAAGGUAAACCACUAUCCUGGCACCGGUUUCAUUACUAACAAAGUGGAUUUAGCGACAUCGAAUUCCAAAUAUAUUCCCCGUGCGUUCAAAAUUCCCAAAAAUAAGAAGGAGUUUUUGGAAUACGCAGCAGAAAAUAGAGAUGCAGUGUUUUUGGAAAAGCACAAUCAACAUCGGGGUGUUUAUUUAAAGAACGUGACCGAAAUUGAUUUGUCAAGCGGCGAAAGUUUUGUACAGGAGUACGUGCAAAAACCGUUUUUAGUGGACGGACAUAAGUUCGAUAUUGGCGUGUACGUCGUCCUCACGUCAGUGGAUCCUUUGAGAGUGUACUGGUAUAAAGGAGACGUAUUAUUCAGAUACUGUCCAGCAAAAUACUAUCCAUUCGACCCAAAUAACCUGGACAAAUACGUGGUGGGAGACGACUAUCUGCCCACCUGGGAGGUUCCGUCGCUGGCGCAUCCCUACACAGCCUUGGGGUUCAGCAUGAAAGAGGCCUUCGACCAUUACGCUAGCUCUAAGGGCAAGAACACAACACAGAUGUGGCUAGACGUGCAAGAGGCCAUCACUGAAGUAUUCCUCAAGAAGGAGCACCAUAUUAUCAGCGCACUCCAAAAUUACCCGUCACAAGAUAACUUCUUCGAGAUGAUGCGCUUCGACCUGAUGGUGGACGAAGACCUCAGGGUGUAUCUGCUAGAAGCCAACAUGUCUCCCAACCUGAGCUCAUCGCACUACCCACCGAACCAGCUGCUUUAUGAGCAAGUUCUGUUCAACUUGUUCUCACUUGUUGGACUUGCAACGUAUACGAGUGAUGGCAAUGAGGACCAGGGUAGCAGAAGUAUGAUAGCAUCACAGAAGAACAUAGCAGUGUACAGUGCAGAGUGUAGUUCGACUUGUAGAGAUAGCUGCGAAGUUUCUACCGUCUGCAGGCUAUGUAGACAUUGUAUGAGUCCCAAACUGCGGAGUAGUGUGUUGAAUGCUUAUAGAGAGAACCUCGGUAAAGGAGAUUUUAGAAGACUAUUUCCACCAAUUAUGAAACCAAAGCAAAAUGUAGUUUCAAAGACGAAAAAUUUAACUGAAAUUAACAGACUGCAAUAUUUAUGGUAUCAAGGCAAGUGCAAUACUGACAUCACUUGGUGUGUUUAAUCUAAAAAUAAUAAUAAGACAAUUGUUCUUCAUUAAACUAUUUAUUAAACAUUAUUUUACAAACAAAGGCUUUUUAUUAAUAUUUAACUUAAACUUAAACAAAGGAACUAACACAGGGCAAGACAAUCACUAUCAAUGGUUUGCAUGUGAUAGAAGCAAAAAUUCACUGCCUACCCUGAUGACUCACUUUGAACCUGUAUUAGAAAGGGAAUUUUUCAUUUUGUAAUUUUUAUGCAGUGCCUACCCUUGUUAAAAACUUUGUGCAAUCCACUGAGAGAAUGAUCACACAAAUGUGUUUUGAAACAACUCUUCCUUAUUACCCUCAAUGUUUGGCUAUAGUGUUUUUCAGAUAGCAUGGGUAUGGUGACAAUUGCCUUAUGACAUUCAUAAUAAAUAUUAAUAAUGUGAAUCGUGGCAAACUUUCUAGAGUGAAAGCUAUCUGAAAAACACUUUAGUUCUGCUAUUUUCAACUCUUGAGGCGAGCAAUGGAAUGAAAUCAUAAUCAGUAGUUGGUAGCAAGUUUUACUGGAUCUCUUCUAAAAAUCAAGGAAGUCAAA